Annulohypoxylon truncatum is the source of this 1458-nucleotide messenger RNA. Its product is annotated as Zn-dependent exopeptidase. Bases 124 to 1377 code for a protein of 417 amino acids. Gene Ontology annotation, molecular function: hydrolase activity. The transcript is spliced from 2 exons. Lineage: Eukaryota; Fungi; Ascomycota; Sordariomycetes; Xylariales; Hypoxylaceae. The record is from RefSeq and is a predicted model, not a curated record.
UUUAUUACUAACAUCAUAGAGCUUCAAAUAGUAACUUCAACAACAUUGGAUAUUUGAUGAAGGGGAUAUCUUUUGGAAACCGAAACAGCUCAAUUGAAUUAUCCUGUUGCUUGAGUCGUAGCCAUGAAGCUCUGGCCCCUGUCUAUCUUGCUAUUUAGCAGCUGCCAGGCUCUAGGAUCCGAACUCCAGAAGCCACUCAAGUCAGCUUCGACUUCAGCAGACUCGCUGUCCUACAAGUCUUCCCACGGGUCGCCUUCUUACCGAGGUGAUCUCGUAUCCUUACACAAGUCCCUCGUUGAAAUAUCUUCGAUUAGCGGUAACGAGAGCGUGGUCGGCAAUUUCCUAGUUGACUACCUUACCGCGCGCGGAUUCACCGUCCAGCUCGAUGCCAUUCCUCCGUCCUCACCCAACGCCGAUACUAAACCUCGUUUCAAUGUUAUUGCCUGGCCGGGUUCCAACCUGCAUCCUUCGCCAAAGGUGCUCGUGUCUAGCCAUAUAGACACAGUCCCUCCCUUCAUUCCGUACUCGCGAAACGACACCUCCCUAAACCCCGAUACCUUGAUCGCAGGUCGCGGCAGUGUCGACGCGAAGGCUAGUGUGGCAGCGCAGAUCAUUGCCUUGGAAUCGCUACUGGACUCCGGUAUAAUUGCUGGCGAGGAGGAUUCCAUCAUGCUGCUGUAUGUUGUCGGGGAGGAGACAUCUGGCGUCGGGAUGGAACACUUCUCCGAAUCUCGCGGGAAUCUAGACCCCGCCCCAGACUUCAAGGCGGCCAUCUUCGGCGAACCGACCGAGGGCCGACUAGUCUGCGGCCAUAAAGGCAUUUUUGGCUGCAAUAUUACCGCACAUGGUCACGCCGGACACAGCGGGUACCCGUGGCUAGGGAAGAGCGCGACGGAAGUGUUGAUGCGUGGGCUUGUUCGCGUUCUAGAAACAGAUCUAGGCAGUAGCGAGGAGUUCGGAAACACGACCGUCAACAUUGGCUUAUUCGAGGGUGGCGUCGCGGCCAAUGUCAUCCCCGAGAGGGCAACGGCCCGUCUUGCGGUCCGGGUUGCGAUUGGACCUGAACUCGACGGGGCGAAGAUUGCUUCGGAUCGAUUGAUAGAGGUGAUGCGAAGUGUGGACGAGGAAGCUUUUGAAUUCGAUUGCAUCUAUGGAUAUGGCGUUGUCAAGUGCGAUUGCGACGUCGAAGGUUUUGAGACUACCACAGUCAACUACGGCACAGACGUACACCACCUGGAGGGUAACCACACGCGAUAUCUUUACGGUCCUGGAACCAUCUUUGUAGCCCACGGGCCAGACGAGGCUAUAAAGCUAGGAGACCUGGAAACCGCGGUGGAAGAUUAUAAAAAGCUCAUCCUACAUGCUCUCAAGAGCUAAGCGGUUUGCGUUUGAGAAUUAUAUAGAUUUAAGCGUGUUCUCCAACUUCAUGAUUGCUAAUUAAACAUCAUAGGAAUCAGC